AUGAUUUCAUAAUUUUUUUUUUGUUUUAUUAAUAAUAUAUUUUUUAUUCAAUAUUUAAAAAGUGGAAAUUAAAUUGGUGCAAUAUUUGCAUCAGGCUUUAGUUCUGGUUUAGCAAAUUGCGCUAAUCUCUCAAAUUUGGCACUUAAUCUUUGUAGAAAUCAAAUAAGUGAUGAAGUUGCAUCAAGAAUAGGUUCUGCUAUAGCAAAUUGCUCUAAUCUCUAAAAUUUGAAACUUUUUCUUGGGCAAAAUUAAAUUGGUGCCACUGGUGCAUCAGGCUUAUGUUCUAUUUUAGCAAACUGCACUAAUCUCUCAAAUUUGAUGAUUGGUCUUUGGGGAAAUUAAAUUGUUGAUGAAGGUGCAUCAGGCUUAGGUUUUUCUUAAGUAAAUUACACUAAACUCUUAAGUUUGGACCUUAAUCUUAGGGAAAAUUAAAUAAGUGAAAUUUGUGCAUUAAGCUUAGGUCCUGCUCUAGCAAAUUGCACUAAUCUAUUAAAAUUGACACUUUAACUUGGUUAAAACUCAAUCUAAGAAUCAUAACAAUUGAAAAUAGCAAGCAAGUGUCUUAAAUUAAAAAGAUUAGUUGUAUUUUAUAUAGAUUUCUAAUUUUGA
Molecule: messenger RNA, 609 nt
Organism: Tetrahymena thermophila SB210
Lineage: Eukaryota; Ciliophora; Oligohymenophorea; Hymenostomatida; Tetrahymenidae
Exons: 6
Source: RefSeq, a predicted model, not a curated record